Parasteatoda tepidariorum (common house spider) is the source of this 3903-nucleotide messenger RNA. The record is from RefSeq and is a predicted model, not a curated record. Lineage: Eukaryota; Metazoa; Arthropoda; Arachnida; Araneae; Theridiidae.
ACUGAAAAGAAGUGAAUACACGUCACAUUUCAUUGAUGGGUUGGAUUGUUGAUGUUUCUGUUCUGUUUGGUCUGACGUGUCGCCAUAAGUAAAAUGUUAACAAAAUUCGAAACUAAAUCUGCUCGAGUUAAAGGGCUAAGUUUUCACCCUAAGAGACCAUGGAUUUUAACCAGUUUACACAAUGGAAUCAUUCAACUAUGGGAUUAUCGUAUGUGCACUUUGUUGGACAAAUUUGAUGAACAUGAUGGGCCGGUUAGAGGGAUUUGUUUCCACAACCAGCAGCCCCUCUUCGUUUCUGGUGGAGAUGACUACAAAAUAAAAGUGUGGAAUUAUAAACAAAGAAGAUGCAUUUUUACUUUGAUGGGUCAUCUCGAUUACAUUCGCACAACCUAUUUUCAUCAUGAGUAUCCCUGGAUUUUAAGUGCGUCAGAUGAUCAAACCAUUAGAGUGUGGAAUUGGCAGUCACGUACAUGUAUUUGUGUUCUUACUGGCCACAAUCAUUAUGUUAUGUCUGCACAAUUUCACCCAACAGAAGAUUUGGUUGUAUCGGCAUCUUUGGAUCAAACUGUGCGAGUUUGGGAUAUAUCUGGUUUAAGAAAGAAGAAUGUUGCCCCAGGACCUGGGGGGCUGGAAGAGCAUCUCAAAAAUCCCUCACAUACUGAUUUGUUUGGAACGUCCGAUGCUGUUGUGAAGCAUGUUUUGGAAGGUCAUGAUCGAGGUGUUAAUUGGGCAGCUUUUCACAGUACCAUGCCUUUGAUUGUAUCGGGAGCAGAUGACCGCCAAGUGAAACUAUGGAGAAUGAAUGAUUCAAAAGCUUGGGAAGUCGAUACAUGCCGAGGACAUUACAAUAAUGUUUCUUGUGUUUUAUUUCACCCUAGGAUUGAAAUUAUGAUGAGGAAAAUCAAUUUAUCGGAAAANCAUGACAGAUUUUGGAUAAUGACUGCCCACCCCAGUCUCAACUUAUUUGCUGCUGGUCACGAUGGCGGAAUGAUAAUCUUCAAGCUGGAACGAGAACGGCCAUCAUUUGCUGUUCACAACAACUUGCUCUACUACGUAAAAGAUCGCUAUUUGAGGCGUUUGGAUUUCGGCCUCUCCAAAGACGUCUGUCUUCUUCAACUCAGAGGUGGAAAUCGAAGCCCAGUCUUUAGCUUGUCUUAUAAUCAUGUUGAAAAUGCUGUUCUUAUUUGCACCCGUACCAACAAUGUGGAUAACAGUACUUAUGAUUUAUACAUGAUUCCAAAAGAAGUUGAUUCACAGCAAACUGAAGCAUCAGAUUGUAAACGUUCUUCUGGACUUACUGCUGUUUGGAUCGCAAGGAACAGAUUUGCUGUUUUGGAUCGCACUCAUACAUUAGUUAUCAAGAACAUGAAGAAUGAAGUGACUAAAAAAGUUCAGGCUCCUAAUUGUGAUGAAAUAUUUUAUGCUGGCACCGGAAUGCUACUUCUCAGAGACUCAGAUGGCCUCACUCUUUUUGAUGUCCAACAAAACAGAUUGCUUGCCAACGUAAAGUCUGCUCGAGUGAAAUAUGUGCACUGGAGCAGUGAUAUGAGCCAUGUUGCUUUCUUCAGCAAGCAUACCCUUACCAUGUGCAACCGUCGUCUCGAUGUUUUGUGUACCAUUCAGGAGAACUGCAGAUUAAAAAGUGGUUCAUGGGAUGAUAACAAUGUUUUUAUUUACACAACAUCCAAUCACAUUAAAUAUGCACUAACAAAUGGUGACCACGGCAUCAUUCGAACGUUGGAUGUACCAAUCUACAUAACUAAAGUGAAAGAUUCUAAUGUGUAUUGUUUGGAUAGAGAAUGCAGACCCAGAGUUUUGACUAUUGAUCCCACAGAAUACAAAUUCAAACUUGCACUUGUGAAUCGAAAAUAUGAAGAGGUUUUACAUAUGGUAAGGAAUGCCAAAUUAGUUGGACAGUCCAUCAUUGCAUAUCUUCAAAAGAAAGGCUAUCCAGAAGUUGCCUUGCAUUUUGUAAAAGAUGAAAAAACUAGAUUUGCUCUUGCAUUAGAGUGUGGUAAUAUUAUGGUUGCUCUUGAUGCUGCUAGGAUCCUGGAUGAUAAAGCAUGCUGGGAUAAGCUUGGUGAAGCUGCUCUACUUCAUGGCAACCAUCAGGUAGUUGAAAUGGCAUACCAAAGAACUAAAAAUUUUGACAAAUUAUCAUUCCUGUAUCUAAUUACUGGAAACUUGGAAAAAUUGAGGAAGAUGAUGAAGAUAGCAGAAAUUCGAAAGGAUACUAGCGGACAGUUUCAGAAUGCUUUAUAUCUUGGAGAUGUUGCUGAGCGAGUUAAGAUAUUGAAGACUUGUGGGCAGACUUCAGUAGCCUAUCUGUGUGCUGUCACACAUGGCUUAGAAGAAGAAGUGGAAUCCUUGAAAGAGAGUAUGGAAAAAUCUGAUAUCACCUUACCUCAGCCAGAUCCAAAUGCAGUUCUUCUUCAACCGCCUUGCCCCAUCAACAAAUCUGAAGAGAACUGGCCAUUACUGAGUGUUUCAAAAGGAUUCUUUGAUGGUGCUGUUGGAACUCGUAAAACGGCUCUCGCAGCAGAAAUGCCUGAUGAUAACCUAGUUGAAGACAGCAUGCUGAGAGGUUGGGGCGAUGAUGCUGAUCUCAUAUUGGAUGAGGAUGGAAAUGUUGAUUCCAUUGUUGAAAGUGACACCAAAGAAGGUGGAUGGGACAUUGAAGAUGAAGAUUUAGAGCUUCCUCCUGAAUUGGAAACUAGUGCUGGAACAACAUCUUCAGGGGAGGAAGGUUACUUUGUUGCUCCCACUCAAGGUGUUGCACCCACCCAAACUUGGGUCAACAACUCCAAACUACCCGUCGACCACAUCCUUGCUGGAUCCUUUGAAACCGCUUUCCGUCUGCUGCACGACCAAAUCGGUGUUGUCAACUUUGAACCUUACAAGCAAGCUUUUAUGAUCACAUAUACUGGUAGUCACACUUCCUAUCAAGCUACAUCUAUACUUCCGUCACUCAAUAGCUACAUGCUUCGCAAUUGGAAUGAACCUAGCGGAGUGAAGAAUGGUGUUCCAGCGGUUGCAUUGAAGUUGACAACCCUAAUUGAUAGGCUCCAAUCUUGCUAUCAGUUGACAACUUCUGGCAAGUUUCAAGAAGCGAUAGAGAGAUUUAGAACACUGCUGUUGAGCAUCCCACUGCUAUUGGUGGAAAGUAAGCAGGAGAUAUCAGAAGCCCAGCAACUCUUAGAAAUAUGCCGAGAAUACGUCCUCGGUUUGUCGCUCGAACUUGAACGCAAGGGACUGCCGAAAGACACCUUAGAUCAACAAAAGCGAACUUGCGAGAUGGCUGCUUAUUUUACCCACUGUAAGCUAGAAGCUGUGCAUCAGAUAUUGACCCUUCGUACUGCGGUCAAUCUGUUUUUCAAGUUGAAAAAUUAUAAGACAGCUGGAUCGUUUGCUCGUAGGCUGUUAGAACUGGGCCCCAGAGCUGAAGUUGCCCAACAAACGCGUAAGAUCCUACAAGCUUGUGAGAAGAAUCCUGUUGACCAGCACCAACUGUUAUACGAUGAGCAUAACCCCUUCGCAAUUUGUGGUCAUUCCUACAAGCCUAUUUAUCGAGGAAAACCUGAAGUUAAGUGUCCAUUGUGUCAAUCAAGUUAUUUCCCUGAAUAUAAGGGAAGUGUCUGUAAAGUUUGCAGUGUUGCUGAAGUUGGUAAAGACACCAUUGGACUCAGAAUUAGUCCAUUACAAUUCCGUUAAAAGUUUUACUAAUUUUGCUGUAUUAGGAUAAAAAAAAUAAUUUGUGGGACUUGUUAAGAAAUGACUGUAUGUGUAUAUAUAUAUUUUCUCUAAAUGAUCAUUGUAUUUAAGUGCUGUAUUCCAAUCAUUUGUUAUUAUCAUGUCUUAUUUUUUGUGUUUUGACUUAAAAAUAAAAACUUUAUUCUAGAAUUA